AGCAGUAGGCUUUCAAUCAGGUGUGGCGUGUAGUAGGGCUGUGUUCAGAUGUUGAAAUGCGGUACUGUUAAAUCUGGAUUUAUUCCUUACAUGGACCAAGUGAACAUGUGACACACACAGGAUCGGUGAAUUAUCUGGAAGUUUGGAUCUCUGGAAUAUAUGUGAUUGACAAGUGCUGUCAACGUCAAUAUCAAAAUUGACAAGAAACUAAACAUGUGUUUGUCAAUGGACAGUGUUUGUGUACGAUGUUAUGAGAGUUCAAUGGCACUGUAGUUUCAAACUGAAGUUUGUCAAAUAGUCCUUUUGGAAUUAACAGAGAGGGGUGUUCAAAUGCUGCAUUUCUAUAGGUGCAGUGUUUAAAUUGAUGGCUUAACACCUGCAUUAAACUUGUGGCGACCGUGGAUGUACAUUUCACCUGUGAUGACUCGCACCUGGAUUUCACGUUUCUGUAAGAUCGGAUCAUAACAUGUGGAUACCAUGGCUUGGACACAACAUAUACUUUCAUUCUUGGUUGGAUAUUGUCUCUUAGCAGCAAUAUCGGCACUGUCAUGGAAGAGGAAGCCACAGAGUCAGAGUGUGGCAGUCGGCGGCAACGUCACGUUCCAUUGUGAGAUUAAUGAACGAGGACAGAGGACAGUGAUCUGGCAUGACUCCGCCUACAACAUCUUGUUCCAAGGUCGCGAUCGCUUCAAUGCACCACCUAAUUACAUCAUUCAAGGAGAAUUUAAUCUAGUUAUAACAAAUAUCAAAAAAGAAGAUAAUAGACAAUUUAUAUGCAAUGUGAAAGAUCUCGGGCUUGAGUCGGCAAAUCUGACAGUUUUGUUGCCCCCGGAUCCACCAAGCAUCGAGGCCAAUGCCACAGGAAAUCCCUACCGGGAGAACCAAGUCCUGGGCCUCACGUGUAAAUCAAGGGGAGGCAACCCAAACCCAACAAUUCGUUGGUUAAAAAAUGGACAAGUUCAAUUGGACAAUAUUAUAAAUAACCCAGCCCCGACAAUAGGGGGGGUAUCGUCUAGUCAUUUAGCUAUUGUGUUAGAUAGGACAGAUCAUCAAGCUAAUUAUACGUGUGUUGUUUAUAACGAAGUGAAUGCACAAACUCCCCUCGGCACAUUCCAAGUUUUACAAGUUCAGUAUUCCCCUUUUAUUACCUUUGCACCAUUCGAUGACCUGCUCAAUAUUCGAGAUGCGGCGGACGCCACAUUGGUGUGUAUAGUCGAUGCCAAUCCCCCGGUCUCCACGGUAACCUGGCGGAAAAACGGUCAACCCCUCGCAGGAGUGUCCAAGAGCCGCGUGUUCCAACCCGCCAUAAAGACUGACACCGGAGAGUACAUGUGCAUCGCUAGCAACGGCAUCAACGGCGCUAAAAAUGGAACCAUAAUGCUCAACGUCAUAUAUCCUCCCGUCAUAUCAGUCCCAUCGUCGAGAACAGUAGAAGAGGGUUCAGCAGUGAACAUCACGUGUAACUACGAUGCCAAUCCAGAACCAUACCAGGUGCAUUGGGAACGAAUCUCCCCGGGUUCCUUCAGUGUCGACAACAGUCGACAGCUGGUGUUCAAUCGAAUUCUCCGUGACAACGCAGGAAACUACACGUGUAAAGCUUGGAGUCAGCUGAAAAUCUCAGGCGAGGAGGGAACCAACAUCAUGGAACAAUCCUUCACCUACAUCAACGUCGAGUAUCCCCCAGGAAGUGCGUUCAUCAAACCAGUCGGUGAUUACAACGUGGGAGACAGUGUUGAGCUCAAGUGCUCUGCCAGCCCAGAAGGUUUUCCAGCAGCAACAUUUGAAUGGAAGAAAGAUGGAUUGACUCAGGCCCAGAAUUCGGCGACAUAUCGGAUAAACAGUGCACGUCUGUCGGAUAUCGGAAACUACGUCUGCACACCCCAGAACAAAGUUGGCAGGGGACAGUCCAGCGCUAUUUCAUUAUCUAUCAAUGAGCCCCCAACACUGACGGAAAGUCCGAACAAUGCAGAAAUUCAUGUGCCACUUUCUGACCAAGAUCCCAUCGAAAUCAAAUGUGUGGCCCGAGGUCGGCCAUCUCCAAGAAUCUCCUGGUUCAAGAAUAAUGAUGACGUUCCCCUGAUGACUCUUUAUCCAAGGUUCUACACCAUCGAACAGACAAACAUAACUGAGAGUACCCACAGAUUCAUCAUCACAAAUAUCCUCUACUUUAGAGGUGGGGGAAGGAACAUGACGGAGUCGGGACGGACACGACUACGGGUUGAGGACAUCGGGAACUACACGUGUCGUGUGGAGGCACCCUCACACACGGACACCGUCAGCGGCAGGGCCAGCGUCUAUGUUCAGUUCAAACCCCUGGUGACUCUGGGUGAGGAACGGGUUGCCAUGGAUAUUGCAGACACGGCCGCACUGCCGUGUAUAACCCGCGCCAACCCAGUUCCAACCUUCCGCUGGUACAGGAACAACGUGGAGAUCUCCGAAGGAGGUCGCUACUCAACGAGGUUGGAGGUGCUCGGAGAGACGGCCAUGUACCAGAGCGUGCUGACUAUCCUGGACGUCAGUCAGGGAGACUUGGGAGGAUACAUGUGUCGCAUGGAAAACCCAUUUGGGAACAAUUCCAAACCUGUCACAUUGUCACUGAAGUCUGCUCCGGAAGCCCCCUCUAACCUGAUGGCCCAAAGCAAGACAUGGGAGUCCGUCUCUCUCACCUGGGAGGCAGGGUUCGACGGCGGUGCAGCUCAGGACUUCUUUGCACGCUACAGCGCCGGCAGUGACAUCAAAGAGGUGAAGGUCAGACCAUCAGGGGUCGCGUUCUUCAACGUCACAAAAUUGACUCCCCACACCAGCUUUUUGUUUUUUGUGUACGGACGCAAUAAUUUGGGACAAGGUGCUCUGUCGUACGGAAUACCUGUUGUUACUGAUGAACUAGUGAUCCAGACCCUGGACAGCGUGCCAACGUUCGACUCAUCCACCCAGAUGCUGGUGGUGAAGAUCGGCCUGGAACCAGCAUAUUGUCUCAAAGUGGAUAUUCGUACCCAGGAGACGGGGAGUCGGUGGGAGACAGUGUACCCAUGCUUGGAGAUGGUCGGCGACAGUGUAGAGGUUCCCGGUCAAGGGGUCAAUGCCAUGAAUGUGUCAGUGUGUCUGAAAUACAGGAACGAUGUCUGCGGAUCUCCCAUGCAAGCUGAAAUAAGUCAGCCCCCAAGCCAGGGUUUGACGGAACGUGAUGUCAUAAUCAUCGCCUGUGUGUGUGCCAUCAUCAUCAUCACGCUCCUCACGGUCCUCGUCUGUUUUAUCUGCAAGAGGAAACGCAACCAAGCAAAGGAAUAUACUUCGGAAAAUCCUGCACGCAGACCUCAACCAAUUAAUGGUAGUGUAACAAAUUCACAAAAAACGCCCCAAGCUUACGACAACACAGGUAUGACACAGUUGGAUGUCCUCGAGUUGGAUGACCCUAGCAUUAAUGGAGCUUUUGCACGUGAUUCUGCUCUGACUAAUAUUAAUAAUGGUUAUGGGCCAUUGGAACUGAAGCGAAAUGGGCACAUUCCUUAUCGAGACGGACAUCUGCGACCCAAUGGCAAUAUCGUACAUGACACGUCAUACGAUUCCCAGUUAGAGAAACAGAUAUUUGAAAAUGAAAUGAAUCGAAGGAAUGAAAACAACAGCAAAGGUAGCAGGCCAGGAGAGCUGCAGUUUCACGGUAUUCCACGCAGUCCCACGAAGGAGAAGUACAUGGACCUGGAGGAGAAGAAAGAAGGCAGCCUUCAGUCCGGCCAGGAGAGCGGAUAUUCCACACCAGACCCGAACAAACCCAAAAAGGUUAUAUAUGAAGUCGUUGUCUGAACCUGUCCCGUGUUUUCUAUUGGUGGAUCCCAACACUCUUCACCCUUCACUGAGCUUGUCCUCAAAGCUGAUUGGCUGAAAUGUCAGGCAGAAAUGUGUGACAGCACACAGAGUAAGUCAGUCGUUCGCCUCUCAUUCUUUGCCGGUCAAAACCUCGUACCUCAUGUGUGUGUGUGAUAAGACAAAAGAACUUAUCCCUAAGUUGGCGUGGCUGCCAAGGGAGAUAACUGUGAUCGCACUUCCGUGCUCUUGUGCUUCCAAUGUGGCUGCAAUCAGAAACUAUUUGACCUUUGUGGAACCGUGACCAUGUAUUGUGAUUCUCAAAAUGUGUGCAUGCUUGUGACCUUGACCCCCGUGGUGACCUCUGUAUGGAAUGACCUUCAGACUAUGUACAACUGCACUAUGAAGUCCUAUCUGCUGCACCAAGUUGAACUUCGACACUGAUGGUCAUGUGACCUUGACAGUGAUGUGUCAUGUGACCUUGACCCUAAUGAGGGCUAACGUGGUACAUAUCUGAACAGACAAUUGUGUUAGGUGAAAACAGACAGUUACAGGGCCAGCGUGCGCCAGAAGCAUGACAGUGAACAGUGCAGACAUAUCGUCGAUGAAAACAAGCUGCCAUUCAGCAUUACAUGAUUAAUAUUUUUAUAUGAAAAAUGGACAACACAGAGCUAAAGCUCCAACUGUUUAUAUGGUGCUUUCCAUGUCACACACAAUCAAGUUUGUGUGGUGCCGCGGUGGCUCAACUAAAUUAAGCAGACGUUUGUUACUUGGAAACCACCGAUCACCAUUGUUUAUGUUUAGUGUUGCAUAUGUCAUGUGACUGUUGGUAUGGAUGAGGAUCGACACUCGCGUAGUCUUGCUUACCCCAUAGAAUACAGACUCCUGCACGUCUUGGACCUGGGAUGUCAUGUCCAGAAAUAUACUCCUCAAAAGAAGAUAAGGAACACCCAAAGGUUUCCACCUGAAAACCUGUCGAUCAGGGCCCCAAACAUCUCGAAACAUCCCCUCACAGAUGGUUGCUUACAUGGAAAGGAAAUACAUACUUCAUCAAAUGCUUCAUAGACAAUGAAUAUUAUUUACCAGCAGUGGAAGACAUGUUAUUAUGAUAGACGUGACUGGUGAACUAGAGUCAUAUAAAAAAACCAGUUGUUCCUUCACUUCUUUUGAGCAGUAUAUGAAGAAUAUUUGAAUGAAGGGCAGAUAAGUGUAUUGUUAUUAAUCUCAGGUGAAGCAUUAAAUGUGUACAAUAAUCAAAAUCCCAGACUGUGCGCUUCUGCGUAUACUGAAGAUUAGUUGUAGGCUAGUAGUGUCAGUGUACAGUAGAGCUCCACAGCAUAAUACUUGCAUGAGAACAAAUGUUAGUAUUUGACACAUUUUUCAACAGUUUUUAGACCAAAUGACAAAAAGUUUUCUGUUUUUACUAAGUAAAAUCAAGUGUGUUAACAAUAAACCAAAGAUGCUUCAGUGAUGUUAUGGAAUUGAGAAUACCAUAUUUUAUAUCUCGAUUAUAAGGAUGAUUGUUGAAAUUGGAAAGUAAAACCAUUAAUUUUGGGGCAUUGUAUAUUUCUGUGCUACAUGAAGGAAAGUAGUUUGUGUCGUCCCUGAAACUCUGGAUACAGAGUUGACACGGAUUACAGCAAUCCUAAAAUACCAUAAUAUUUUGAAAAUAUGCAAUCAAAAAGCAAAGCGAUCGUAUGUAUAUUGACUUACGACAGUCUUAACAGUGAGAACACUUUAUAAAAUAAAUUCCACAAUGUGUAGCGGCGAACAGACUUAGAUUUCUGAUGGUCUUAGAUCGAGACCACAUAGUGAAAUAGUUAUGUAUAUACUGAUACACUCACCGGUUUACAUUGACUACAUGUUUGCGAUAGUUACACAGUUUGGACAGUUAAAAAGUUAGUUUUACUACAAGUGAAGAGUUAGGAAGGCUACAGACUUAUGGCUUUGUAUGCACGCUCUAAAUACCCAUCGUAGAUGAUCAGAAGGACUGACAGGUCAGUAUAUGUCAGUGUGUAUCUUGUAUUACGUCAUAGCUCGUGAAGCUGGAGUUACCUGUUCUGAAUGGUGAAUCACACUCAAUUCAUUUUAAGCUUUUGCUGAAACAUUUUUAGAAAAAUUACGGAAGCUGUUUCAUUAUCUUAUCAUUAUUUGAGCAGGAAAUUUGGUUUUAGGUGUAAGAUUAAGAUUUGAAUCUUGUUUAUUUUGAUAAGUGUAAACUAUUUUACAUGUUGAGAUGUUAAAAACUCCGCUGUUUGAAUGGAGCUGCAGGGCCAAAUGACCACAACUAGAAAGUGAUAGUAUUCACAUAAACAAAUCAUCAGAUAUACUCAGAUGUAACUUUGGAGAUCUCAUUCAUGUUUUUCCGGAUUAUAAUAAACUCCUGUAUUAAAACUGCUAUAAUCUGGCAAUUGGUUGUACAUACUGUGAGAAUGAGAUGUGUCUGUGAGAUUGGUUGUACAAAAGAUCUAUAGUGCUCGGAUGUGUUAUAAAUAUAUUUAACCUGUCCAGGGCAAUACGUCCCAUAUGUCGCCAUUAAACAAUAUGAUAUAAAGUAAAUAAUAUAUCAACUUUGAACAAAACCAUUCUUUUAGAUUCAAACGUUAUUCACAAGAGAAAUGUUUGAAAGGUAGAACUGAAAAAGGCAGUUUUGAUAUUAGAUAUUUCUUUGAAAGCCAUAUGGAUUUUCGAAGAUCAUUUUGUGAUAAAAAUGAUUUUUACCAUUGAUAUUAUUUUAUGUGUGGGAAAAUGUUAUUUUUUUUUAUGUGACAUUUUACAAAUUUUACUGCCAAAUAAUGAUUUGACAGAAAUUUUGAAGGUGCUUACUGUGUUUGUAAAUUAGAAGAAAAAAUUAAGUAGUUGCUAGGGGUAACAUGCGUGCUUCUUCCGUCCAAAUAUUGAAAGCUAGUGAUGCAAGAGCAGGGUUUUGACUUUUCUGAAAUCCUUUUGUCAAAAUUGGACAUAUGCAAAUAUUGUACACAUUUACAUCAUUCUAUAUGCAAAAUGAGUGCCUCGCCCAUCUGGAGCACCUGUAAGAAAUAUGUAGUUUCUACACCAGGAAUUAGGUUAAGCACUAUCCCUGUGUGUUGAAAUAUCCUGAAAUUCCAUGUAUGUUUCUGAAAUAUCAACAUGUGAAUGGUUAUGACAAAUACCUCCUGGCUGGGUAAUACGAGACCAUAAUGUUCCACCUGAUGGUCAUGAAUACUUCCGUAUCACACAGGGAAACAAGCACCAGAAACAAGAUUAUAGUAACUACUGCUUUGGUUUGGUUACCAUUUAUCAUUAAAUAGCCAGUUUUGGUCUUUGUAUUUCAAUAUGAAAGUAAAAGGAAACAUGUUUGGUAAUUACAUUAAUAUACAUAGUUUUAAAAAAGGCAAUGAUUUUUAAAUAAUUCAUAUUUUAAGUUGAAAUAAAGGACAGAAAGUGCUUCACCUUUGUCCAGGUCAAUACAAUACAUAGAUAGAUAGAAACCAUGCAGCUAUCAUGCCUUUAGUACUUCUGGGUAUUAUACUAAUUCAGAUAUAGAAGCUAAAUUUAUCUGAUUACAAACUUUUAGUGUUUCUCAAACAAUGUUGUUUCAGAAUUCUAGAAUGGAAAGAUCUGUCAGACAGAUCUGUGUUAUAUUUCAUUAAUAUCAACAUGUUUGAAUGAUACUCUAAGUAUAUAUAUCACAAGAUAAGUUGGAAUUUUAUUAUGAAAUAAUUGAAAAUUCUCAAUUUUAACAGACAUGUUUCACUAUGCUUCAUUUUCCCACCAUAUUUGUAACAUAUGAGUAGCAUUAUCAUUGUAUAUAUGUACACAGUUUUCAUGACGUUAAGCUGUUUCAUGGUGUACACCAUUGUUUCAUUAUGUACAACGUUGUUGUAUCCGCAUGUGCAUGAACAGGUUAGUAAUCAUUGUACAUCAUCAUCAACAUAAUAAAAUAAAAAUCAUCGACAAUA
This is a messenger RNA of Haliotis rubra (blacklip abalone), 7742 nucleotides long. Its product is annotated as hemicentin-1-like. The transcript has 20 exons. Bases 478 to 3801 code for a protein of 1107 amino acids. NCBI's taxonomy places the organism in Eukaryota, Metazoa, Mollusca, Gastropoda, Lepetellida, Haliotidae. The record is from RefSeq and is a predicted model, not a curated record. Gene Ontology annotation, biological process: cell-cell adhesion. Gene Ontology annotation, molecular function: cell adhesion molecule binding. Gene Ontology annotation, cellular component: cell-cell junction.